UCCGUUAUCCAACAGAAGGCAAGACUUGGAAACAGAAACCAGCUGAAGUCAAGGCUCGCGGAAUGCGCUCUCCACAACAGACCUGGCAGAAGAAAGAAUUUUGUUGUAUUUUAUUUCCGAUCUGGUCAAUGCUCCAUUUUCAGAGUAUGGUUUUAAAAGCCAACUGCUGAGUGAAUAUGCCCCAUCGCCAAUAAUGAAGGGUUUUACUGGUUGGUUCUCUAUAAAUGCGAGUGGAUUAUUCAAAAUAUCGCCUCUUUUUUUUAUAUUCUCAUAAAAUUUUACAAAACAGACAACUACAAGACGAUACCACAGGGAGCAUGAAAAUACAUAGCAACCCUGUGGCCAUUACAUUUAACAUAUUUGAUUCAAAUUAGAGUUACAUUAAAUGUUGCAAAUUACAUGUUACAGAUUACUAAUAAUUAAAAACAUUUACAAUUUGGAUGUUAAAACAAAAACAAGGAAAAACUACAUUGACAAAACAAAACAAGAACAAUGAAAGACAAAUUACAUAGGAGAGAAGAUUUAUAAAACUACUUAAUGAAACCCAAAACUCAAUACUGCACAUUUUCGAAAUCAAUACUGCACGUUUAUAAAUUAAUACUGCACAAAGUGUGCAAUACUGCACGCUAAAAUAGGCCCUGAUUUACUGGCCACAAAGGAUUCAAGGUAUCACUGAAGUUAUGUUUGAAUUUGUGAAAAUUCAGCUUACUAAGUCCAACACGAACUUGUGUCAAAAUGGAUAAACCUUUUGGGUCGUGGAUGUUGUAGACUAGUUUUUGAGGUGGACGGAUAAAUGCAAAUAGUUGUUUUUUGAAAGCACUUACUGAGUGGGAUUGUUUGAUCUCUGGGUCGAGUUUUUCCCAUUCAGAUAAACAAUUUGGAUAAAAACUAGCUUUAAAUUUCUCAGUUCUCGCGUGUAUUUGCCCUACUGAAGCCUGUCUGCGAAGAAUCUAGCCUGAUUUCUGAAGUUGGGGUAUAGGGCUUCUAGUGUAGUCUGGUGUCAAGUUAUUGAUUAUUUUAAAGAAAGAAACAAGGCGUCUACUCCAUCGUCGGUUUAUCAUAUCUUUCAGCUGUAUGAUAAAUUGAACUCGCACGUAAAACCCUUGCAUCGUGAAUACUGCCUGGAAAACCAGUUGAUACAUCUAUAAAUUUCAAUUUUCCAUCCACUACAGCUUGCGUAUUUAUUGUGAACUUUUGCUUUCUGCAGAAGUAGUCAAUAGGCGAAUUUUCAGGUGCAAUGAUUUCUACAUGUGUGGCGUCAAUGGCUCCUAUAACUUGGGGGGUUUUACAAAUCUCUGAAAAUUUUUCCAAAGCUAUAAAAGUUUUUUCUCUCAUUUCUUUGAAACUUUAUAAAAAUGCUUGAUCCUUUCGGAAUAAAUUUGCAAAAUUGUUUGGUUAUAUCGACUGCGCUAGAUUUCCCAACACCAAAAACAGCAGCAGUUGAUCUAAAACUGUUUCCUGUUGAAAGUCUCCAUAGCGUAAUGGCUACACGUUUUUGGAUCGGAAUCGCCUUUCUAAACUUAGUGUCGAUUUUUUCCAUAUCGCCAGCAACAAUAUUAAAAAUAUCAUUGAAUGAACGCUUAUAAGAUCUGGACUCUUGUUUUCAAUAGUCAUCGAGGGUAUCAAUUUCUACAUUAUCCCAUAGUCUAUCAAACCAUUGCUGAGGCCUUUCAAUAGACCAAACCUUCUUUGCUGUUCGAAGCAAAUUUGCUUCUUUUAAAACCCAAAAAGCAUGACAGCUGUUCGUUGAUAAAAGGAAACGGUUUUUCGUGCUCUGGCCAAAAGAAAAGCUCGCUUUGCCAAGAUCUGUUUCUUUCUAAUAGCUGGUGCUCUUGAAUAUGCAAUAAAUCGAUAAACCAUGGCGAAGAACAAGAUAGAAGAUUCGAACUCCAUGAUGAUAACAAAUAAAGAAACAUUUCAAAUUGGCGCGAACACAGAAGCAUUGCUAGAGGGGUAUUGGCGGGAAAAACACGCUCGCUCAACAUCAGAAGCAGCACAGUCAAGGCAAAAGAGACAGUGGCGCCGUCAACAUGUAAUCUUUUAAAUUUAUAAUCAGUUCGCUUGUUUGUUGCUGAAUAUAGCGUAAAAAGUGAAACUACAACUACUGUAUGCUUUAUUUCUCGGCAUGCUCAACCCUACUUCACAACAUAUGGUGCCCAACGUGGGGCGAGCUAUUUAUCAAUAAAGUGUUAAGAGUAUUCGAGUAAUUUCAACCAAGAAAUCAUCGAAGAUGUCACAGGAAAAUUCAGAUGAAGAUCAAAUCAAGCGAUUCAUACACACGCGUGGUGGAAAUCGUGCUGCCAUUGCAAGACUGGAGAAGGAAAUUUCGCAGUUGAAAGACAAAGAAUUGACUGCAGAACUUUCGGUACGCAUCAACUCGAUUGCACUUUCGGUGUCACAAAAACAGCAGUUCCUUACAGGCCUAGACGAGAAAAUUCUAGAAAAGAUACCUUUAGAGCAAAUGGACAGAGAAAUUGACGAUUCAAUGGAAUGGGAUAUCAGAAUUACCACACUUUUACAGCACAUCGAGGGGCUCAAGAAACCUAGCCUUCGUCAGCCAAGUGUCCCGAGUACACAAACAACUACAGAAACCCAGCCAAGUCCAGCCAUAGGAGCUUUGGCUAUUUCAGAAGUGGAGUCUCAGAAUCGCAGUUUCAGUUCUGUUUCUUCCACAAAUGGAGUUCGUUUACCAAAAAUAGAACUGCCAAAGGUCAAUGGAGAUAUCACACAAUUUAAUUCAUUUUGGCAAGCGUUUAACUGUGCCGUACACUCAAACGACACAAUACCAGAAGUUCACAAAUUGAACUACUUGAUGAAUUUGCUCGAGGGUCCUGCUCAUCGCGUCGUUGCGGGGCUCGAGUUAACCGAAGAAAACUACCAAAAUGCUAUCGAGACAUUGAAAACUCGAUUUGGUAAUAAGCAGAGAAUCAUAAGUGCUCACAUGCAAUCUCUUUUAAAGUUGCAAGAUUGCCCAAACGAUAAAGUCGCUCAGUUGCGUUAUAUUUAUGACAAAAUAAACGUCCAUGUCAGAGGUCUUGAAUCUCUCGGCAUGUCUCAAGAAAGUUAUGAUGGUUUGCUGAUUCCAAUUAUUAUGCAACGUAUGCCCAGCGAAAUCACCAUCCACAUCGCAAGGAAAGUCACAGAAGACAUCUGGCCUAUCAAAGAAAUUCUAGAAAUUAUUCGUUGCGAAAUUGAAGCCAGAGAAUUAGGCGAAAGCGUUCUUGCUUCAAAGCAAGUCAAUCGACAACCACAUCCAACACAAGUGUAUCGGAAACAGAUAAACAUUAACACUUUUGGUUCAGAUAAGUAUAACAAGAAAAAAUGCGAGUUAGUUUCGAUUAACAUAGAAGUAGAAAAUCAGGUUAUACCAGUCCGCGCACUUAGUUAUCCCACUAUUUGCUCGCCAUUCGCUUCUCGCGGCAUAGAAAUAAGCGAAUACCCGCAUCUUCAUACACUCAAGUUAGCAGACAGUGUAAAUUCCCAUACAAAACACGUACAGCUAUUAAUUGGUGCUGAUCAUUAUUAUGAUUUUGUUACAGGUGAUGUCAUUAAAGGUAAUUCAGGUCCUGUUGCGGUUAGCAGCAAGUUGGGGUUGCUGUUAACAGGACCUUCAAGUUCAACUUCGAACAAUGUUGAGACUAACAUUCAUUCUCAUCUUAUUCUAGAUCAAUUUUCUAUUUUUGACAAUGAAGCAAAUGUGCUUGAAAAUUCAAACAGCGAGAAUCUUGAAAUUACAGAAUCGUUGAAACAGUUCUGGAAACAAGAAUCAAUGAGAUUGCCCGAACUUGUUGAAAACACAGAAACAGAAUCGACAGAAUCAGAUGAAAAGAACGAACAGACCCCAUUCGACAUCAAAUUCAAUGGUGAAAGGUAUGAGGUAAGCCUCCCUUGGAGGGCUGAUAUUUCGCAUGAGUUAUUAUCAGAUAAUUAUGAUAAGUGUUUGAUUCGUUUGAAAGGUUUAUACAGUCGAUUAAAAAAGGACCCAAAGCUCUUUUCAGAAUAUAACUCAAUUUUUCAAGAGCAAUUAGACAAGGGUAUAAUUGAAUAUGUUCCAAAUAAACAAGGAAUUACUGAAAACAUUCAUUAUCUCUCUCACCAUGGCGUUGUGAGAAAGGAACAUGAUACGACCAAAUUGCGCAUUGUGUUCGAUGGCAGUGCUAAAUCUCAGCCAAAUCAACUCUCCUUAAAUGAUUGUCUUCAAUUGGGUGAUAAUUAUAUGCCUUCUUUGUUUGAUACGUUGUUAAGAUUUCGUGCUCAUUCUGUUGCCAUGACAUCCGACAUAGAAAAAGCGUUCUUACAAAUAGAAAUCAAACCAGCUGAUCGUGACUCGUUACGCUUUUUAUGGUUUGACGACAUUAACAAGGAGAAUCCAUCUAUCAUCCAGCUCCGUUGGGGGCGUUUAGCCUUUGGCCUCAAACCAUCGCCCUCAAUCCUCGGGGCUACCAUUAGACAACACUUUUCCUCCUUUGAAGAUGAGUACCCAAAGGUCGUCAAGGUUUUGAGCCGACUUUACGCUGACGACAUGUCUUGUAGUGUCAAGUUAACUGAGGAAGCACUAGAAAUCUAUAAGAAAUCUAAAUAAAUCCUGUUAAAAGGAGGAUUCAAUUUGCGUAAGUGGAAGACAAAUAAUAAAGAGAUAAGGUCAAUAUUUUAGAAGGUGUCUCCGCAAGUACCUCUAAAACUGUUCCCAGGGUAUCGGAGGACGACCAGUCUUUUACACAGUUUUCUGUCGGUCCGCCAAAUUCCAAAAACAACACCAAUAUUUCAAAAAUACUCGGUGUUCAGUGGAAUCAUGAUUCAGACAAGUUUCUUCUUGAUUUAAAGCAAAUUUCUGAGUUUGCAAAAUCUUUGCCACCAACAAAAAGGUCCUUGCUAAAAAUUGCCGCAAAGAUUUUUGACCCGUUGGGCUGGGUAAGUUCGUUUACCAUCAAUUUAAAGAUCUUCUUCCAGGAAUUGUGCGUUGAAAAGGUAGCCUGGGACAAGCCACUCAAAGAUAACCAUCUCAAGCAGUAUAACACCUUAAUAUCCCAGUUGAGUGUCAUUACAGCUAUUAAACUUGAACGUUGUUUCAUUAACCAAGAAGCCAGUGUUACAAAAAUUGAAAUCCACGCCUUUUCAGACGCCAGUGAGCGUGCCUAUGCCACUGUGGUUUAUUUAAGGGUUCUUUACAAUACUGGUAAGGUAAGGGUACAAUUUGUUGCUUCAAAAGCUAAGGUUUCGCCUAUUAAAAAACAAAGUAUACCGCGUCUCGAACUGCUCGGCGCAAAUUUGAUGGCGAAAUUUGUCGAAACCAUUUGUUCCGUGUUACAAGAUGAGCUAGGCCUACCCAUAGAAACAUAUUAUUGGGUCGAUUCUAUGGCCACUUUGUGCUGGAUAAAAAACGACAAACCUUGGAAACAAUUCGUAUGUCACCGUGUUUCGGACAUUUUGAAGUUUUCGGACAGGGAGAACUGGUUUUAUUGUCCAGGACCAGAGAACCCUGCCGAUUUACCAUCUCGGGGUAAGUUCAAUCCCUCGUUGUCUGCAAAUCGUUUUUGGUGGGAGGGUCCUAAAUUCUUACAAUCAGACCCAGAAAAUUGGCCCACUUUGCUACCACAAAAUGAACUUCAAAGCAAAGAAGCUUUGCAGGAAAAGGUGAAAUUUGAACCAAAAGUAACUCAUGUCAUGGUAAGUACAGGUGCAGACCCAGAUGUACAGCUGAGCAAUGUUUUUGAUAGUUCACGUUACAGUUCAAAAGGUAAAGUGUUGCGUACACUCUCUUGGGUUCUGAGAUUUAUUCAGAAUCUUAAAGCAGCGGUAAAACAAACGCAACAGAACAAGGCAGACAUGUUAGAUGUCUCAGAAAUAAGAAAUGCCGAAAUGAUUCUUAUUAGGGCAAUUCAAUCUCGUGCAUACAACAAUGAUGUUGAGUUUCUACUGUCUUCAAACAAUCCAGACACAAAACCCCCAAUGUAUAUAAAACAAUUCAAUUUGUUUCUAGAUAAAGAUCAGGUAUUGCGAUGCAGAACACGUAUAAACAAAUCUUCCGUUUUAGAUUCGGCCAAACAACCAAUUUUGCUUCCUCAAGGCAAUCACUACUCAUCUUUGCUUAUACAGGAAUGUCAUCGGAAGGUCUUCCACAAUGGGGUGCGAGAAACGUUAAAUUUACUAAGACAGCAAUAUUGGGUACCUCGGGGUGGGAAAUGACAAAAAAGGUCAUUCGUAGUUGGGUACUUUGCAAAAGGUUGGAAGCUUUUCCUUUCAGAACUAAGUUUGCACCACAGUUACCACAGGUUAGAGUAGACGAUGCUCCCCCAUUCACCAACACAGGUAUGGACUUUGCUGGUCCCUUAAUAUUGAGUGAUAAAAAUUGUUUCUCAAAAACAUUACGUAUGUUUAUUUACAUGCAUGUCAACCAGGGCCAUCCACCUGGAAUUAAUCGAAUCUUUAGAGGUUGAAUCAUUUUUGCGUGCAUUUCGCAGAUUUUGUGCACGUCGCGGCUUACCAUCUAUGCUGUAUAGUGAUAAUGCUAAAACGUUCCAAUCCGCAGCAAGGGAAGUGAAGAAAUUACUUAGAUCUCCAAGAUUACACGAAACCUUUGUUUCACAGGGAGUCAAAUGGAACUACAUAACAGAAAGGAGCCCUUGGCAAGGAGGGGUAUGGGAAAGGCUAAUCAGAAGUGUGAAAAGAUGUAUUAUAAAGGUAGUAGGGCGAGCGAGGCUAGAUUUUCAGGAAAUGGUUACAAUUUAAACGGAGGUAGAAAGUGUCAUUAACUCACGUCCCAUGACAUAUGUUUAUGAUGAUACUGAAGGUAUAUCUUACCCCCUUACACCAUCCCAUCUUAUUAACGGCAGAAAUUUGUCUCAUUUACCCCAUGACAGAUACCUGGAAGUGGUUAGUAUCUAUGAAACUCUUUCAGAAAGGGCAAAACUAAACAGAUUACUUCUAGGUCAUUUCUCAAAAAGAUGGAAGAAUGAGUACUUGCUGGGAUUAAUGGAAGCUUACAAGCCAAAAUCUCAUGUAAAAGAACCAGUAGUGUCUUUGGGAGAUGUGGUACUUCUCAAAGACGAUCAAAAUAAAAGAAUGUUCUGGAAGCUCUGCAGAAUACAGGAACUUAUACCAGGCAAAGAUGGAAGUGUAAGAUCUGCAAGAGUGCAGGUAUGCACAAAAGAGGGUAAGAUCGGUAAUCAGGUAUUGUGUCGACCAUUAAAAUUGCUUAUACCUUUAGAAUUACCUUGCCAUUCUGAUUCAUUGCAUUCUGCUCAAGAGCAAGCGCCCACGCAGCCUGCGCAAUUGCAGCGAGACACUUCAGUUAUAACCAGGUCGAAAUGCAGUGCAGGAAUUAUUGGAGAAUUUAUUCGUAGAAAUAAUUCGAGUAAGAGCUAAAUCAUAUGAAGAACAUUAUCACGUUAUUACGCUAUUGUAUGGACAUUUGUUGUAUACUUAAUAUACAUUUCCAGUUAUUACUUAUCGUAUUAUAUCUUAAUUAACUUAGUUUAGUUUGAUCACUGUAGUGAAUCAAAUCGGGGGAGUGUGUUUAGAAGUGUCGCCUUUCCUUGGGUUUGGCCUCUGUCCCAGUUCCCUCUCUUUGGGUAUCCACGUGCUGGUCACGUCUUCCGGUGGUGACGCCCGAAAAAACACGCUCGCUCAACAUCAGAAGCAACACAGUCAAGGCAAAAGAGAUAGUCGCGCCGUCAACAUGUAAUCUUUUAAAUUUAUAAUCAGUUGGCUUGUUUGUUGCUGAAUAUAUCGUAAAAAGUGAAACUACAACUACUCUAUGCUUUAUUUACCCUACUUUAUCAAUUUGCAUUUGAUCAAGCAUCCUUGUAAAAACUCAUAUGUGACCGGUUGGCAUGAUUUAAAGAGCAAAUACGGAUUAGCAAAAAGGAUGCUUUUACAAGUAUAGUGUGACCGCAGCCAAAGGCCGUUACGGUUUGGUUUAAAAAUGAAAAAAGGUUAUUAUUUGCUUACUUCAUAAAACUCAAAACAUACAAGUAUUUUCCUUGCAAAUGUUUGUAACUUUCAUUAAAAAUUGAUGACUUAUAUACAAAUUUCGUUAACAAUAAAUUUCAUAUAGUUUAUGGUCAAUCUUUGCAUUGGGAAUUUCGUGUCAAUUUUUACAGUAUUUAUUAGAUAAGAGAAUUUAUACUGUUGUAUUGUAAAACUUAAUAGUCACAUUCUUAUUCUUUUAGGAAAUACCAUUCGAAAAAAAAAAUUUUAAAAAUGAGGAAGACUGUGGCAAAAGAGUUCAAUAUAAAAGAAAUUAAGGCAAUUCUGUUCUUAAAUAAAGAGAAAAAGAAGCUCAAGGAGCUUAGACCAGGGAUGACAAUAAAGGUGAAGAUAAUAAAAUAAAGAAGUCCCAACAAGAAGCAGAGGAGGGAAUUUCUUUUUUAUAGAAAGGAAUUUCCCUCCUUUUGUAAUAAUUUCUACUCGGGAACUUUCCCGAAUAUGACAGUCAAUAAUACUAAGUAGUUUUGUUGUUUUUAAAUAUAUCCCGCUGUUUGUUUGUUUCUUUUCAUAUUUUAAAUUAUGAAAUUUCAAAAUGAAAGAAAAAAACACAAAUCUUCUAUUUAGACAUUUAUAUUGAUAGAAUGGAAAAAACUUUAAAUUGUUGUUUUCUUUCAAAUUAUAUGACCAACAUUCCUUCAUAUUCUGCAUGUUAGUUUUAUUCAAUCUUCAUAGUUGCUUAUCAGUAUAAAUUUAGGGUUUAUUUUUGGCUGUUUGAGAUGUUGAUAGAAUGGAAAAAAAACAUUACCUGCCUGUUUAUGCUCAAAAUAUAACUGAUCUGACAAAAAGUUCUUGAUUAUUUGAAUAUCAGUUCGAAUUUAAUGUUUCUAUUUAGAUGUUAUAUUUCUGUUUAGACUUUGUACGUUGAAAUUUUGAAUUGUUGUGUGUAAAUAAUUAUAGAGAAUUUUAAAACAAUCCUUUUUUGGUCUUUCUGUAACUAACUUCUUACACACAAUAUAAUUCUCUAACUGAAUUAACUAGACAAGUUUGGGUCCUGAUUAGAAUUUGAAGUUAUUUAUAAAGUCAAUAAAUUUGCAAAAAUUUUCAAUUUUAAGUUAUGCAUAUAAUGAAAUAGAAGAUUGGUCACGGUUUCCAAUACAGAGGUAGCUGUCUAAAAAGGCAUUGCCUUCCAUCUUGUGAUUUAGUUUCCAAGCUUUAUUGUCAUAACUGACAAAUACUAUAGAGUAGCUUUGGUUUCUUCUAGGGUUUAGCAAGGCUCAUUUUCAAGGGUUUUACAAUUUCUGGUACUGCAAUGUCUAUGUAGCCCAGUCCGACCCUCCAUUUUGUGUUGCAAUUUCUAGGCAUUAUUGUCAUAACUCUCAGACGAUAUAGAGUAUUUUAGGGGCCAAAGGUUCAUUUUGAAGCUUUUUGCAAGGGGAAUCUUGUGUGGUGGUUAAUCUUCAUAUUGGGCGUGGCUGUGAUGUCAUAAUGACGUCACAGUCUUCAAUUUCACUGAAUCUUUGAAAAUUAACUAAUUGAAUACAUGUUGAACAUCAAAAUGAAUAACAUCAAAUGAAAGAUCGCAUCAAAGCGAUUCGAAUGGUGGUAUUUGUUUGUUUUUUUUAAGAAUUGAUGUUUUAAUGAUGUUUUCACUUUUUUUGUAAAUCAGUGUCUAAAGGCCAGUUUCCACUUAAACGAAAGCGGUCGAAUCGAUCUAUUUCGAUCGAUAUCGAUCGAUUUCACACAUGCGCAGAUAGCAUGCCGCGGACUCCCCCUCGACCGCUAUCGACCGCUGUCGAUCGAAUUCGAUCGGUUGAAAAGUUCAAACCAGUUGAAUUUUUCUGUCGAUCGAAUUCGAUCGAUAGCGGUCGAAAGGUAUUUGAACCAAUGAGAUUAAGUAAAUUUUAGCAUGUGAUCAAGUUACUAGGAAAUCAAGAAGCGGAAAAAUCAACAAAAAUCUAUGAAUAGGAGUAGUGUAUACUAGGGUUCCACCUGUUGCAUACUAAACCUAGCGCUCCUGCGUAGGGUCCUGUAUAAGACCACGUGACAGGCUGCUCCGCAGAGGCAAAAUUGUAUAAAAGACCGUCCGUAAGGUUUUUUUUUUAGUUUUAUCGAGAUGGCUGAAAAGACGAACAACAAACUUGAGAUGGCUGAAAAGACGAACGACAAACUUGAGUAUCCUGAUUUGUAUUUUCCGACUGAAGGUCUUCAAAGGUACUGUAAGAGUAAAAGAAAUAUCUUCGAACUUUUUGACAGAAGAAUUUCUCCUUUUUUAGAUUGGAGAUUACGUUUGUUCAUAUAUAUGAGAGUUCGCGACAAUGUGGAAGUUUUGAUGCAAUGAGAUGAACAAGGAGAUACAUUGUUGCAUAAAGUUUGUGAAUAUUGGGACGAAGACAAAGAAGAUUGGGGAACUUUUGAACAUUUCUUUCAAAUUUUUAUAAGAAAUAAUGCGGAUUUAAAUGUGCAAAAUAACGCUGGAGAAACUCCUGUAAUGAUUGCCAUAAAGAAGGGGCAAAUAUUGCUAACUUCUUAUCUUUUUCGCAAUCAGGUGGAUUUGUCUAUUUGUGAUUAUGACGGAAAUAGUGUUUUGCACAAAGCUGUUAUGUCUUUACAUUUGCAUGGUUUUUAUGCUGUUGGCAAUUGGUGUUAUUUUUUGAGACGUUCUGAAAGUUCUUGCUCUAAUGUUGAUCCUCUGAAGAAAAACAACCAACAUUUAACAGCAUUACAACUUGCAGUAAAAAUGAAAGAAGAUUUGGAGAAGAAAUGUUCUCAAAAGGAAAUUGAAGUUUCUAAAGCCGACAAAGAUAACUUACAUAUUCUUAAAGAUAUGGUUAUAUAUUUAAAAAAUAAUAUUUCACAACUUUGAUUUAAUUUUUGUUGGACUGGUAUUUAAGUUAAAAUAACUUCAAUUUUUUAUUAAUUGAGUAUAAAUUUGAAGUUUUAAAAAUUGAAGGUUAGUUGAAGUUUUGUAAAAAAAAGUUGAAGUUUAAAAUUAUGGGUUCUUUUUGAGUUUUUCUGAAAAGAAGGAUGAAGACGAGUUCUCAAUACAGUAUUUUGAAGAAAAGCUUCAACAUAAGGGAGAGUUGACAGAAUUGUUAAAAUUGGUUUCUGAUAAAAAACUUUCACAAUUGGAUAAAAUUAUAUAUAUGAUAAAAGAUGAUCCAACAUGUUUAAAUGAUCGCGAUAAGUAUGGAAAUACUGUUCUACAUCGAAUAAUUCCAAACAUUGAAGAAACUGAUGUGUCUACUUGGAUGGAACAUAGAUGGUUAUUAAAACAUAUUAUAAAAAAUGGAGCCGAUAUUGAAGCGGAAAAUAUAAAUCACGAAACUCCUAUAAUGAUUGCUGUUCGUAAAAGAAAAUGCAAAGUAAUUCAAUUUUUGGUUGAAUGUGGCUGCAAUUUAAACAAGCAAAAUUAUCGAAAAGAGUCAGUUUUGCAUCUGGCAGUAUACGAUGAUUGUAUAACUGUUGUUAGUUUACUUCAUUCUUAUGGCGAUUCACUUUUGAACGAAAGUUUGAGAAAUUUCGAAAAUUUUACUGCUUUAGAUUUGUUGCAAAAAAAUGUUGAGUAUAUUGAAGAUAGAGACAAAAUGAUCACAAUUCUUACAACGCCUUCAAAUUUAUAUAAAGAAAAGUUACUUCAAUAAUAAAAAAAUGUAGUUACUAAUCUACUUAGUUAAAAUGUUCAUAUAUAGUUGGUUUUACAUAACCGUAUGAAUAAAAAUGUCUUUGAUUUUCUCAGCUUCAGUCAUGGCAGUUUUUG
Messenger RNA from Rhopilema esculentum, 11686 nucleotides. Lineage: Eukaryota; Metazoa; Cnidaria; Scyphozoa; Rhizostomeae; Rhizostomatidae. The record is from RefSeq and is a predicted model, not a curated record.